Molecule: messenger RNA, 3857 nt
Organism: Sitophilus oryzae (rice weevil)
Lineage: Eukaryota; Metazoa; Arthropoda; Insecta; Coleoptera; Curculionidae
Gene: Klp31E
Product: kinesin-like protein KIF21A
Exons: 9
Coding region: 435-3557 (1040 amino acids)
Biological process (GO): microtubule-based movement; mitotic spindle organization
Molecular function (GO): microtubule binding; microtubule motor activity; ATP binding
Source: RefSeq, a predicted model, not a curated record
UCUACCUGUAGUGUGCAGGUAGCUCCCCGAUCGUGUAAGCCCCAUCAUAUAUACAGUUAGUUACCUUCGAGUUGCUGCGACGAGCGGUCGCAGUCCAAUUUUACUCUGAGCAACUCUCGGCGGUCGAUCCAUAAUACUUCAAGUUCAUUCUAAAAUAUCGCCAUCUCCGUCUUUCCCAUUCGAUUUUGUAACCGUCAUGUCAGAUACUUUCCCUGCCGCCCGAUCAGAUGUGUCAAAGCGAUCUUAGAAAAACGGAAAAUUGAAAAAUUACCGUAAAAAAUGACUGAAAAACCGCAUGAACAAGUCGGAAAUGAAAUUGAUCCGUCCUUUGUGCGUCGGGAUGAGAUAAAGUUUUUCCAUACUUAUCAAGUUUCUCAGAUAGUUGUUUAAAAUUUAAACAAAAUUAGGAGAUUUUUCUCUUAAAAACAAAGAAAAUGGAAGACGAUGAUGUUUCCGUCCGGGUAGCAGUCAGGAUAAGGCCCCAAACUCCUCGUGAAAUAAUUGACAUGUGUCAAGUAUGCACUUCAGUCACACCAAAUGAACCCCAGGUCACCUUAGGCAAUGACAAAUCGUUCACUUACAACUAUGUGUUCGAUACGGACUCCCAACAGGAAUAUAUUUACGAAAACUGUGUUGCUAACUUGAUAGAAUCAUCGCUUGAGGGGUACAAUGCCACAGUCCUUGCCUAUGGACAGACAGGGUCAGGGAAAACCUACACGAUGGGAACGGGGUUCGAUGUUGAGCUUCCUAACGAACAAAAGGGUAUUAUCCCAAGGGCUAUACAUCACCUUUUUGAUGGUAUUAGAUCUCGAAUAGAUAAGGCUCACGAAAGCGGCAUUUUGGCGCCCGAAUUUAAGGUCACAGUUCAAUUCAUGGAGCUUUAUAAUGAGGAAAUAAUUGAUUUAUUCAAUCCGUCUUAUACAAAGGAAAAGAUUUAUAAAAUUCACGAAGACCCUUACGGAGGCAUCCAAGUAAAAGGAGUCACUUUUAAGACGGUACAAACAGCAGAAGAAGCUUUACGAUGCCUAAAAUUGGGAGCAUUAUCGCGAACAACUGCCAGCACUCAGAUGAACACACAGUCUUCUCGGUCGCAUGCUGUAUUUACCUUACAUAUUAAGCAACAAAGACUGGUCCCAUCUGACGAUGAAAACAUCGUUUCGAACGAAUUCGAAACGCUUACUGCCAAAUUCCAUUUUGUCGACUUGGCAGGAUCUGAAAGACUGAAAAGAACCGGAGCUACAGGCGAAAGACAGAAAGAAGGAAUUUCUAUAAACUGCGGCUUACUAGCUUUGGGGAACGUUAUCUCAGCUUUGGGUGACAAAACUAAACGCGCUUUACACAUACCUUAUAGAGAUUCGAAGCUUACGAGGCUUUUACAGGAUAGCCUGGGUGGGAAUAGUCAAACUGUGAUGAUUGCCUGUGUUAGUCCCAGUGACAGCGACUUCAUGGAAACGUUAAACACGUUGAAGUAUGCCAACCGGGCGCGUAAUAUUAAAAAUAAAAUAUUUAUCAACCAGGACAAGAGCUCGAAGACUAUCAGUCAACUGCGACAGCAAAUUGCACAGCUGCAGCUUGAACUAGUCGAAUACAAACAAGGCAAAAGGAUAAUCAGGGACGACGGAACCGAAACCGUCAACGAUAUGUUUUACGAAAACAAUAUGCUCCAAGGCGAAGUAAAUAACUUAAGAACUAGAGUAAAGGCAAUGCAAGAAACUAUCGAUGCUCUAACGCUUAAAAAUACUAAUCUACUAGCGGAAAAAGCAAUGGGAGGUUGGAUUAACAGCGGAACUAACAGUGAGGUCGCUGACAUGAUUCAAGCAUACCUCAAAGAAAUUGAAGAAUUAAGAGCGAAAUUAGUCGAGUCUACGCACACCUGCGAGCAGCUUAGAAAACAACUCAGUAGAUCGCACAGCCCUCACAGGUACAGCCUAAUGUUAAAUUCUAGUCUCAUAGAUGAUAACGCCUCUCUAUUAGAAGAAGCUAAAAGAAACCUAUUACGAGAAAAAGAAGCACUAAACAGAAGAUCUCUCGAGUUAGAUCAAGAAAGUGAUGGCGAAAGUGAACACGAAUCCACUAGCGAAAACGAAGAUAUCAACAAAGAAUUAAAUGAAGAACUUAUAACUCUGACAAACGAUAUAGACAUGAAACAAAAACUUAUUGACGAGCUUGAGCUGUCUCAAAGACGAAUGCAGACGAUGAGACAGCAUUAUGAAGAUAAACUAAUGCAGUUGCAACUUCGCAUCCAAAACACUCAAGAAGAAAGAGAUAAAAUGCUUCAUAAAUACAACACUUAUUCAGAACCGUCAGACAAAAUUAAGAAAAUCAAGGAAGAUUACACUAGGAAAAUUAGCGAUAUGCAAAAAGAAUUGAAGAAACUCCAAACAGCUCAGCGAGAACACGUGCGUUUGAUAAAAAACAAUUCUCAGCACGAACAACAAAUUAAAUCCUAUAAAGACGAAUUGCUAGAAAUGAAACGUGCCAAAGUACGAUUGAUAAAUAAAAUGAAAGAGGAGGCCCAAAAACACAAGGAGGCAGAGUUACGAAGGGAGAGAGAAAUUGCUAAGUUGAAAAAAGAAUCUAGGAAAAAUGCCAAUGUAAUUAAAAGCAUGGAAAACGAAAGGAGAAUAAAAGAUCAAGUACUAAAACGAAAACAAGAAGAAGUAUCUGUUUUAAGAAAAAGUCAGAGAGGUAGACUAAGCCUGAAAGCUGCAGGUAGAGUGGCAACUAAAGCAUUCUCGGAAAAAACGGCGAAACAAAAAUGGAUACAAGUAGAAAAAUCCAUAAACAACAUAGCUUUAAGCAGAAAAGGAUUAGUAGACCAAGAAGUGAGAAUGGAACAUUUCCUUGAAAAACGUGAAGCCUUAGGUCGAGAACUGGAGAUACUUGAGGAACGGAGAAAUCAGGCUAUUCAAAAAGGUCAGGACAUUACCCAACUGGACAGCUAUAUCGAAGAUAUAAAAGAAAACAUAAAUUAUGUUCAAGAAACCAUCAGCGAAACGCAACAUAAUGUAAUGGAUAUAGAGAAAACGCAAGAUCCAGCUGAUACCGCCGGUUUAGAACAGAUAAUCGCUACAGUCUACGAUGUAGACGAGGCAAGGUAUAUUAUUCAAAAAUUGUAUAACAUGACUUUAGCGCAAAGCCACAGUGUGGCCCAAAGGGACGCCAAACUUAGGGAGAAUGAGGCCAAUCUUGCAGAGCUACAACAAGAAGCAAACGUUAAAGGGCAACUUCUUGACCACUUACUUCAUAACGAAAUCCCUAUUUUCUCAAAAGAACUGAUAACGAGUGUUUCCAGUAAUACCAACGAGACUGCCAGUUCAAAUUCUUCCAGAUCUUCCUCUCCUGUCCCAACAGAUAGUCAUUUACAAAUUCCAGAACCUCAAGUACAACAAAACAGAUCAAAAGUUAGGAGAAGAACAGCACAGCCCUCAGAAAUGCUGUUUGGGCUUCAUUCUCCUGACAUGACCCAUUCACGUGAUUCACACAGUUUGUUUAGCUUAGAUUGCAAUUUACAAAGAGUGCCUAGUCUUUCAGGAAGUCUUAAAUUGAAUUCCUGAUGAUCCAUAAAGUUAGUGUCUGUAGUGAAAAUGAUAAUGAAGGGUUCUCUAAGAACACCAGGUCCAUAUUUUCUGGAAGUUCUGUCAACCGAUGUGAAUUCUACUUACCACCUUCCUGUUCUUGUUCCAUAUUGUUAAAAUUAAUCGUUUUCUUGUCAAUUUUAUUAUUACUACUAUUAAUGUUGUUAAUAAUUUUAUGAUGUUUAAUGACUAUUUAUAUUCUAAUUUUAAGUGAAAGAAAGUGUAUUUAUCAACUGACCUGUAAUAAUUGUUUUAGUAAGUAUUGGUUUUUAAUUGAAA